AUGAAUCAAGCUGAUGUGACUAAGCUAGUAUCAAAGCUUCGAAUUAAAGUACCACCUGAACAUCGUCGUCUUAGAAAUGCAGAUGGACCUCAAGGCAGAAUUAAUAGAUUGCGUAAAACUGUUACUGGUCUUAUUAAAUAUGAAAGAAUUGAACUGAAUUUUCAUAGAGGCGAUGAAGCGCGUCAAUAUGCCGAAAGGCUCAUCACUGAAGCUAUUAACCAUGGUGACUGUCACAAACCAACAAUGGAAAUUGCAGAUUAUUGGCUAUUAGAGAAAGAACUAGUUCACAAAUUAUUUAAAGUCUUAGUACCUAGGUUUGAGAAUUGUAACACAGCAUAUACUAAAAUGUACAAAGCACCAAGAGCAUACUAUGAUGCAGCAAAAUAUGAUUACAGACAAACUAAAUAUGCAGAAAUGGCUGAUAACAUGACUAAGAAAGAGGAGGUGCAACAAAAUAAUGAUGAAAGUAAAGAGACC
Molecule: messenger RNA, 477 nt
Organism: Brenthis ino (lesser marbled fritillary)
Lineage: Eukaryota; Metazoa; Arthropoda; Insecta; Lepidoptera; Nymphalidae
Source: the annotation of a GenBank genome assembly